Olea europaea var. sylvestris is the source of this 1322-nucleotide messenger RNA. RefSeq lists its product as uncharacterized. The record is from RefSeq and is a predicted model, not a curated record. NCBI's taxonomy places the organism in Eukaryota, Viridiplantae, Streptophyta, Magnoliopsida, Lamiales, Oleaceae. The coding region runs from base 667 to 978 and encodes 103 amino acids. The transcript has 4 exons.
CGCAGAAAAAUACAACGCCGAGAAUUAGGAUGGCUGGAUAAUUUUUUUCCUUCAGUAAAUUACCAAAAAGAAAAGGAGAAAAGGAAGGAAGGAAAAAAAAAGAAAAAAGGAAAAAAAAAAGGCCUCUUUCCCAUCUCUUCUCGGCGAUGAUCUCUCUGUCAUCAAAUUUGGGGAUUCUUCAAGUCUUUUUCGCAAUGGCCAAGGGUUUGAGUUACGUAUUGUAUCUCUGUUGAUGAAGUCGAAGCUGCAAGUACCUGAAAUUUGGGGAAGUUCAAAAAUUAGACCAAGAUAUUUCAUGGGAAAUGGAAUAUAAUAAUUCAAAAGAAAAAGAAGUGGUUGUUGAUAUCGACAGUGUUAGUGCAAGUGGUGGAGCUGAUACGAGAACUGGUCCCAAUUUGGGAAGAAAUUGUUGAACAAGCUUACUAGUGGAGUAUUGGGCUUAAACAGAUCACCUAAGGUAGCAGCAAUCCUCGAGGGUUGGGUAAGGAUUCUCAUGAAGCUGUAGAAUUGUUGAUAGACAAGGGACCAGGUGAUCGACAGAUUCACGAGCUUUUACCUCUUAUAGAGAAGAAACAUGAGAAAGAGAGAUGGAAAACUGGAAAGUCUAAGAAGGCGGCUGCCAAGCCUCCAAGACCUCCUAAAGGUCCGUCCUUGGAUGCUGCUGAUAUGAAGUUGGUUAGAGAGAUUUCUGAGCAUGCCACUAAGAAGCGUGAGAGGAUUGAUCCAAUGAAAGCGUUGAAGAUGAAAGCAGCCAAAAAAUCAUCACCAUCGUCCACCACUACCAUAUCCGCUAUGAUCAUCACAAUCCUCUUUUUCCUAGUGAUGAUCUUCCAAGGACUCGGUUCCAAAAAGAGUUUAAUAGAGACAUCGCUGGGGGCUCCCGAGCAAGCAAUAGAGACAGAAGGCUUGAUUUCUGUUGAGUUCUACAAAUCUAGGGAACAAGUCCCUCUCCAGGAUGAUAGGAUAACACAUCUAUAACGUUGCUGACAAUCAGAGACUAUUUGUUGCUGAUAAAUAUGUUGAAAUUGCAACACUUGGAUUCCUUUGUACAAUGAUUUGUAAUUAGAAUGUGAACCAACAGGAAUUUUUAGUGAAAAUGGGAUUUUCGAGAGAAAUUGUGGAUUCAAAACAACAAUAGAAACAUUUGAGUCUUCGAUUUGGAUUUAGUCUUAGAUUUUGUAUUUCAAAUCUUGUAUAUCUGGAGAAGUAUGUAUUUACCUAAAAUACAUGCAAUAGAAUCUUUGUGAACUUCGGAUGAUCUUUAGAUCUUGGACCAUAUGGUGGUUGAUUUGGUAGUAAAUACAAAUUAUGGACUUUCAUUA